GCACCCCGGCCUUAGUACUAGUGUGAAACAGUAGGAAGGUGUACGUGACUUGCGUGCUCGUGUCGCGCCGAACUCUAGACAGAGGAAACUAUCAUGGCUCGUCGUGCUGUCCCCAGAUUCGAGGCCGUGAAGCUCACGCGGUACAAGCACGCCUGCCACGCGAUGUUUCACGCUCCCAACGAGGACAAGUUGUUCGGGAGAAUUCCGAUGCGACACACUGUUUUGAUGCAGAUGCGGUUCGAUGGGCGGUUUGGGUUUCCGGGUGGAUUUGUGAACCUGGAGGAAGGUUUGGAGGCUGGACUGAACAGAGAACUGGAGGAAGAAAUCGGUCUGGAUGUCAGGAUUUUAGGGAUUACUGAGGGAGACUGGGCAGUGACUGAAGUACACGACGAACAAAAUUUUGUCAGUCAUUUUUACAUCAAGAAGGUAACGCCGGAGCAGAUCAGACAAAUCGAGACAGCGGCAACUACGGCAAAGGACCAUGGUUUGGAGUCUCUGGGACUGGUUAGAGUUCCAGUCUACACUUUGCCGAGAGACAAGGUGGGGGGGCUGCCUGCCUUCCUAUCCAACACCUUCAUAGGGACAGCCAGGGAGGAGCUGCUGAUGGGACUAGAACAGGAGGGAAUCCUCUCUCAUGCUGAAAUACAGAAGGCCCUCAAGGCCAGUACCACCAGACGACAUUAGUUGUUAAAGCAAUAUCAUGUAACAUUUUUGCGC
This is a messenger RNA of Branchiostoma belcheri (Belcher's lancelet), 717 nucleotides long. RefSeq names its product U8 snoRNA-decapping enzyme-like. Gene Ontology annotation, molecular function: snoRNA binding; phosphodiesterase decapping endonuclease activity. Lineage: Eukaryota; Metazoa; Chordata; Leptocardii; Amphioxiformes; Branchiostomatidae. The transcript is spliced from 3 exons. The record is from RefSeq and is a predicted model, not a curated record. The coding region runs from base 94 to 684 and encodes 196 amino acids. Gene Ontology annotation, biological process: mRNA catabolic process; sno(s)RNA catabolic process. Gene Ontology annotation, cellular component: nucleus.